Molecule: messenger RNA, 155 nt
Organism: Racocetra persica
Lineage: Eukaryota; Fungi; Glomeromycota; Glomeromycetes; Diversisporales; Gigasporaceae
Source: the annotation of a GenBank genome assembly
AACUAUUGGUUAAAAUAUUUUUUAUAAUGAAUAAAGACGAAAAUUCUUUUCCUGCUGAAAAAAAGCAAGAUCACCGAACGAUUGCUAAAGAAUUAGAUUUAUAUAUCCUAGACGAGAAGGCCGGACAAGGCUUGCCAAUUUUGUUACCUAAUUGA